Messenger RNA from Rubroshorea leprosula, 2835 nucleotides. Lineage: Eukaryota; Viridiplantae; Streptophyta; Magnoliopsida; Malvales; Dipterocarpaceae. The record is from the annotation of a GenBank genome assembly.
CAGCAACAGCGUCUUCAGCUAGGAGUAGAGCUUCAGGAAUAGAGCUUCAAAGUUUCAGGAACAGAGCUUCAGAGCUUCAGGAGCAGAGCUUCAGAGUUUUGACUCCUUUAUAGUGCGACGGCAGCGACGACAUCCUCCAAUUAGGGGCUGUUCGACCUUUUCCCUUUUUAGAGCAAUUUUGGAGGAGUUUCACCUUGAUUCUUCAUUGUCACCAUUGCUGUAGCAUCAAUACAUGGCUCCAAAUCAAAGACCUACUUCCGAGAUGAUUUCUGUCGUUACGGUGUUGAAAGGUGAUUGGAUUGUUGAUUCGUCCAACCCUAAAGAGGCGGGGCAAUUCUUGCACUUCCCGUCAACUCACAUACGAUCUUCUUCUUCGUCAGAGGCUAAAGAGCUUCAACUUAUGGUGCUUGAAUCAACCAGUGGUCCCUAUGCCAUUGAAGGACUUUCUCACCUACCUGCAUUAGAGAUGCCCAAGUUGUGUGAAUAUGUGACCUCAGAAGGAAAAGCUUUAUCAACAACAAGCCACGCUGGAUCUCUCCCCUCCUUGGUGCUUCCAUCCAAUCAUGUGACUGAACAUGCAACACCAAAAGCAGUUGUAACACAGUCGAUUGGUCGAGGAGCGAGCAAAUGGUGUCAAUCCAUUGAUCAUUUGGGAAAGAUACCAUUCCUAAGUGGCUUCUGGGAUUGGUCAAACUACACAGCCAAGAUGCUAAGUCAUCACAAGAUGGGAGCUUUAGCAGAUGCAAUGUCAUUGGCCAAUAAUGAUUAUUGUUGUCCUUCGAGUAUGCUUCGUGCCCUCAUUGAGGUAUGGUCUCCUAGUACAAAUACCUUUUUAACCUCUAUAGGAGAGGUUGGAAUUUCUCUCCUGGAGGUGCGAGAUAUUUCUGGCUUGUCAAUUCGAGGAGCAUACUAUGAGGAGCGUGUAACUUACGCUGAUUGGCUCGACUUCUGGUAUAAUCGUAACCCACCCUAUGUUGAUCCAUUCAAGAGCAAACGAUAUCUAGAUAUGUUCGAGUUGAAGUAUGAUGGCAAUGGGAAUGUGAUUUCAGUUCCUAAACUUGACCGCCCAUUGAAAUGGACAUUUGGACAUGAGAGGAAACUAAGGGGUGUACCAGAACAAUGGGAUCGACUUGGCAUAUUUGUUUUUCCAGAUGGGGAAGAAUUUGUUAGAGUCAGAACUUUCAAAGCUGCAGCCCAAAUGGCAAUCGAUGUUACCUAUAGCUUGGUUCCUCCUAUCUUGGCAUGCAUUUAUCGUGGACUUAGACAACUGACAAAAGUACCUAAAGCCAGAUAUGAAGUUUCUCUACCUAUGGUUCAGCAAUUUCGUGGGAUUUUAAAUGCAUACCAGCCUUGGGAACCAGAGACUCCAGUGCCUUUACCAACCCACCCUGGACCUCGAGUUGAUGAUGGACAACGACGGGCUGACACUUUGGAUUUCAUGGUGAGCAUCAGAGCAGGUUAUGUGGUGCUUCGCCAAGAAGGCUGCUUCACAAAGAAGUCUUACAAUCCUCACCGAUUUGCUAGACAGCAUGGAUUUCAACAAAGACUUCUAAGAAGACAUGUCAAAUUGCCUCAUGGUGGUGAAGUGUCAGAUCUUUAUCACUUUUGUGAGCAUCCAAUCUUGAAGGCUAGCGAGGCUAGAAAUUUCAUCCCAUCCUUAAUGAAGAGCACACAGAAAUGCAACAGAAGUCCUCAAAGAGAGCCAGACUCUUUACAACAUCCACUUUCUACGCCUGUUGCCCGGCAAACCUCCCGUCAAGCUUUGUACGAAGAAAUAUUUAGCUCCCCAGAAUUAAGAGGACUGCCAGGAGAUGAAAAGAUGAUUUUUGCUUUAGAUGAUUUUCUUGAGACAGACACUCUUGAGAUACUUGGAUCACUUCCAAGUCAAAUUGAUGGAGGAGUUCUAUCCUUAAAUGCUGGUGAACAAGUAACUGCCGAAGAUGGGGAAGUUGACUCUCAUGACAGACAACCAAGUGUGAAGGAAACCGUUGGACUUAAUCCUCUUGCCAUGACAUCAUCUAAUCCACUGAAACUUAAGCCUACAUUCUCCUGCAUCACAAAGCCUUUGGAACCAAUUAGCUCUCAAGCACUGUGGUGGGCAGAGCGAUCUUCUACAAUUUCAGAAGCACCCCAACUCUAUUUUCGCAUGGAUGUUGAACCUUUACUCAAGACGAUGGAUACUUACCUAUCUAAGGUAAAUCUUUACUUAGCAAAACGAGAUGAGGUCUCCACCGACUUGGAUGUUGAAGAAAGAGAUAAAUCUCUUGCUGCCUUACAGAAGGGGAUAUCAUCAAAUCAGAUCGUCCAUGACUCUCUUUCAAAGGAAAUCAAUGAACUCACCAAGAAGAAGGGAUCCCUAGAGAAUAAGAUUGAAAGUUUGAAGAAGGAGCUGGAGUCAGUUGAGCAGCAACAUAGUGAUGUGACUUCCACACUUGAUUUGCUCCUUGACAAGAGGCAGACGGCAGAAGAACAACUCCAGUCCAACCAAGCAAAAUUGAUAGAGUUGGAAAACUCCAAAGUUGUAGCUGUUGAGACAGUUGCUGAAGUGGAGAGGAUGCGACAAGACCUUGAAAUUGAAUUUGAAGCCAUUGCAAAGGGAACUUGGUUUGAAAACAACAUGUGAUGUUGUUCAUUUUGUAUUCUUUCCCUUUUUUUAGACUUUGAGCAAUCCUUUUCAAAGACUUGUCAAAUUUUGGCUUUAGCCACUUUGUGAAUAAAUAAGAUGCAUUUUCUUCACUUUUGUUGUUCUCUUUGCUUUACUUUCUUUGCUUGACAUAGACAUUUCUCCCUUUGUUGGACACUUGAAAUGAACCACAAUCAAAAGCAAACUUAAAU